This is a messenger RNA of Lampris incognitus (smalleye Pacific opah), 687 nucleotides long. RefSeq names its product N-acetyltransferase family 8 member 3. The record is from RefSeq and is a predicted model, not a curated record. NCBI's taxonomy places the organism in Eukaryota, Metazoa, Chordata, Actinopteri, Lampriformes, Lampridae. Gene Ontology annotation, molecular function: N-acetyltransferase activity.
AUGAUAUGGGACACAGGAUGGCCAGUUUUCGAAUCCGCGCGGGACAAGGACUAUGAUCUGGUCUGGGAAGUGUACUCCGUGGGUUUUGCCGGGCAUCUGAAUGCUGUUUGUAUUUAGGCCCUUGGGCAGGCCUGGGUGCAGCUUACUCUGCUCACAUUUCUUCCGGCGGUCGGUGUCUGGUCAGGCUCCCUCCUUUCCUCUCUACUUACCACAGCCCUCUUGCUGCUGACCGCCCGGGAGGGAGUCCGCUACCUGUUUUACCAGGGGGUCCAACUCGGUCUCAGAGAGGACCUCCUGGAUAUCAAGACCAGCUACAUGCAGGAAGGACAGGUCUCCUGUUUCUGGGUGGCUGAGCACCAAGCUUAUGUAGUGGGCACCGUUGCCAUUCUUCCCUGCUGCACACAGCCAGUAGCCUGGAAACUGAAGCACAUUUCUGUUAGGAGGGGGGUCCGGAGGUUUGCCAAAGUGUUAUGUCAAACAGCUCUUGAGUUUGUUACAUCCAUGCUGCAGGCUGAUGCUCAUAAGCUAUAUCGUCAUAUGGGUUUUACAAUAGAUGGAUUUGUCUGGCUGUCGCCACCAGCCCAGCUGAUCAAUUUUAUAGUUUUUAUAUAAGGAUGUAAGGUGCCCCGGCGAGGCGUUUUAUCCAAGGAUGCACAAGCAGUAAGCAGCAGACUAGCCUUUGGCUAG